AUGUCUACUCUACCGCCAAUUCCAGCGGUAUUUGAAUCGCGCAAGAACAAAAUUGUCGAGGAAUUGGCUAUUCCAGAUGAAGAAUACACAGAUGCAUCGCCAAAAGGCUCAGUUGAUGAGGGAGUCCGCGAUUUGAUCCGCGAUAUCAAUGCCCUGCCUGGUCUAGUGACCACUAGUAGCUGUGCAGGCCGAAUCAGUGUAUUCUUGGAAGGACGAAAGAAGAGUUCAUCUACUUCGCAGCUGGAGGAGACUCAAAGGCAAUCAAAAGAACCAACUGAGUCCCUGGAUCAGCAACAAAGACAGUUCGUCCCUACUGGCGGGAAGGGCGCUGGUCGCUGGCUUUAUGUUUCCCAUGACCCAUUUGUGCGAUCUGCCACUGAAUCUGAUGGCUCCGCUUCCACAUCUUCUGAGAAGUCUCCUUUCCCAUUACAUGAGCAGUUUGGAUUGACACCUGGAAAUGGAAAACCACCUGUUGGAAAGGCGCUGCGACUUGUUCGCUUUCAUUUCGAUCCCCUGAUCCUCCAUAUCAUGACUGCCACUUUACACCACGCUCAACCUGUUCUAUCGGCUGCAUCUGCCUCUGGUUUCCGGGAAAGUGGUCUCCAAGGUCUACGUUGUUUGGAAGGCGAGGACGGACCAAGCCCUGUUGUUGCCGUUCGUUCAUCUGGUCUAUCAUUGGAAUCUGUGAUUGGGUACUGCGAUGACAAAGAUGGGACUAUCGAAGAUCCUGUUAUCCAAAGUCUGGUUACAGAAGAGUAUCUGGAUAUGCUGAUUGCGAUGUCAAAUGAACGCUUCAGUGUGAAUGCCGAACGAAGAGAAAGAUUCCGUGUCGGCCUUCUAGAUGCCUAUACGCCUGGUCAGACUGGAAGAGGCAAAGGCAAACCCGCAGACUGGGAGGAUCCAGCUGUGAGACGAGAGAGGAAAAAGAUGGAAGGAUUAAUGAGGAAGAAGCUUAUCGAGGCCCAGAAAGACCAGGAAUCUACGUUGCAUAAAUCGGAAUAG
Messenger RNA from Penicillium malachiteum, 1002 nucleotides. Its product is annotated as tRNA wybutosine-synthesizing 3 family protein. The record is from RefSeq and is a predicted model, not a curated record. Bases 1 to 1002 code for a protein of 333 amino acids. The transcript is spliced from 2 exons. NCBI's taxonomy places the organism in Eukaryota, Fungi, Ascomycota, Eurotiomycetes, Eurotiales, Aspergillaceae.